Molecule: messenger RNA, 3045 nt
Organism: Cladocopium goreaui
Lineage: Eukaryota; Dinophyceae; Suessiales; Symbiodiniaceae
Source: the annotation of a GenBank genome assembly
AUGGCUUUUUGCGAACCUUCCUUGCUCAGAUGGACUUCGACUGAGAGGUCGCCUGAUGUCCUUGAUGUUGAGAAGGAGGACUAUGAUGCCGUACGUAGGUUGGUGAAGUUGUGGGAUGCGAGAGGACUCCUUUUCUUGCGUGAUGAGCCGAUGUCAGGUGAUGAGGCUGACCUCUCCAUGCGUUUAUUCAACUGCCACAAGAAUGUCAGUGCGGACCGCAUGAUAGGGGAUAGGAGAGCUAUGAACUUUGUGGAAGGCACCAUCCCAGGUGCUUCACGUUGUUUGCCUUCAGUCCUUCUUUUGGCAAAUUUGAAAGAGACUCUUGCGUUUUCAGCUUGGUGCGAAAGAAAUCAGAAGAAGUCUGCCUAUGAUCGACUGAAGCAUGACGAUCUUUUUGAAAGGGGUGGUCUUGGAUUUUGGAAGAGGAAGUCGAAGGUGCCAGACUGGUUUCAGAGCCGUUUUGCCAGCAUCCCUCAGGGUGACCACUUUGGAGUUGAAUUUGCAGUUGAUGUCCACCGAAACCUCUUGAAGGACUAUGGACUUCUUUGUGAUGACCAGGAGCUUAGACCUGACAGGCUGUUUCGUGGAAGGAAGGUUGCCUCAGGUUUGGUGAUGGAUGACUUCUACACUGUGUCAGUGCAGGACGUGUAUGACAGCCAUGUGUCCUCUGCUUCUCGUGCGCAUCUUCUCACGGCAUCUCAGGCUUAUGAUGACCAUGAGACUCUGGGCUCCAAAGAGAAGGACGUUAUUGGUCCUGACAAAGCAAAGGUCACAGGGGCUGAAUUGGGCACGUCGGCAGCGGUGAAGGAGCUCAACAUGGCCACUUUGGCAUCACCCACCAUGAAGCGUUUGGCCUUGAAUUUUGUUUCAUUGGAGCUUGCAAAAAUGCGGUGCUGGUCUAUGAUGUCACUUUUGGACUUCAGUUUUGGCUUUGUUUUGAAUGAUGAAGUGCGAGAAGAUGGCCCCAAGCUGAUACUGUUGUCGCGCGCGGUAGCACAAGAGUUGGUGCCCCUGGCAGUGCUAUGCCCCUUCAUGGCCGCUGACUUGAUGGCCCGGAUUUCGCCCACCAUUUUUGCGUCUGACUCCUCUGACAAAAAGGGGGCCAUCGUUGCUACGGAUGCGAAUGAGGAGGUUGCCCGCGCCCUUUGGAGAUCGGGCAAAAAGAAAGGUGGUUAUAUCAGGUUGCUGAACCAAACUCAGGCCCUUUUGAAGAAGUUGGACCCAGACUUUGAGGAGCCUGAAAGGUGGCGGCUGCAAUGUCAAGACAUGGCUGGAACGCGCACGAAGAUGCGGCGCCUAGAGGAGUGGCAGAGGCUUCUGGAGUUAGGCAAGGCUGGAGAGACCUGGACCGCAAGUUGUAUGUUUGGUAGCACUCACAACAAAGAACUCAUGUCCCUGUUUUGCCUUUUAGCAGCCCAAAGCUUGCACCGGAAGUGUGACCUCAGCCACAUGCAUGUCAAGGUUCAAGGUCAGUUCACCAAGAUUACGGCCGUCUAUACCGAUGACCUAGCAGAAGCUCUUGCCGCUGUCUUCAGUAGAGCCAUAGCCAAAAAGUUGCGAAAAGAAACGUUAUCAGAGCCAGAAGUCCGAGGUUGGGAAAGCCCCUUAUGCAAUGAUGUGCUUGUCAGUGCGCGAUGGAGGCCUGUCUCCUUAUGGACUUGGAGAGGACCUCAUCACAUCAAUGUUUUGGAAGGCUGUGUGGUGUUGUCCUUCCGGAAGAAACUGGUUUUGGUCUCCCCAGGUGUCCGUCAGGUUUUUGCUUUGGACCCCAGCGUUGGACUUCCUGCCCUUGCCAAAGGUCGUUCACCGUCCUAUGGACUUCGUCCUUUCAUCAGGAAGGCAGGGGCCUCCGUUGUCGCUGAGCGUUUGUACCCUGCAUACCAGUUCGCCCCAACACGGUUGAAUCCUGCUGAUCGCCCUACCAGAGACAAUGCCCCUCCGCCUUCCUUGAUGAGUUCUCUGCCUCUUUCACCGGAACUUGCGGACCUUUUGGAUUUUGCCGAGAUUUCCAUGCUUUCAUGGCCUGCUGCAAAUUGGGUUCGGUCAUCCGUGGUUCUGCCAGAAGGACGACCAGUGUUAGGGAAGACACAACUCCAGCGAGACCGCUUGCUGGAUGAGUUCGACAGGUUGCUGCAGCAAGCAUGGGACCUGGCCUAUGCAUGGGUUAGACAGGAGCCUCCAUGUCACCAUUUAGCGCUUCCGUGGCAGGCAUUGCUGAGUUUGGUUGCAACUGCUUUUUACUGGGGUUGGAUAAAGGAGGCAGGAAUUAUCGCUCUGUCCUGGGGUGGUCUCACGAGAAUCGGUGAAGCACUUGGUGCUUUCAGAUGGCAGCUGGUUCUACCAAGAGACAUCGAGUACACUGCGGAUUAUGCCCUUUUACAGAUCGACGAGCCGAAGACCAGGUAUCGUGCGGCUCGACACCAAGUAGCAAAGAUCGACCAGCCUCAAUUGAUGUCAGUGCUGGAUGUGGCUUUUGGACGCUUGGGUCAGAAACAACCUCUCUGGCCUUUUUCUGGACAAACAAUGCGACUGCGCUUUCAAAAGCUGCUGGCGGCAAAUGGUUUGGACAGGCUACCGAAAUCCAUAUCCAGAGGUUUAGACCUGGGAAGCCUAAGAGCUGGUGGUGCUUCGUGGCUCAUGGCAGUGACGGAUAACCCAGAUCUGACGAGACGCCGAGGCAGAUGGAUCACCAAUAAGGUGAUGGAAAUCUACGUGCAAGAAAUCUCCGCGGUGCAGUUCAUUCCCAACCUGCCUCAAGCGUCGAAACGUCAGAUCACAAAUGGAGCGGCCCUCUUUCCAUGGAUGCUGGAACAUGUACAGAGCUUGAGUCGGAUGCAGAUUCCUUCAAGCGUUUGGCCAAUUUUCUUCCAGGAAGCAGCUGACAAGCUUGCGGAUUUUGAAGCUGCGAACUAUGGCGUCUGUUGGGACCUCCCAGUGCUGAUCCUGACGGCACUCAUUGUCACACGCACCUGCACGGACGGGACGUUUGCCAACGAUGUGGCGCUAGGGUGCGCCUUCACAGGGCCGGCAGAGCAAGACCAAUAG